GCUGGAGUAGACAUAGAACGGUUCCAGUCUCGCUCACCCGAUGUCGCACCCGUUCCCCCACACUCCCACACACGCAGCACGAGGUUCCCAUACUAGAACGUAAAAGUGGUCAGUGGAUUUCCUUCCCAAACGUGCAGUUGAUUGUAGAGUGAGUAAACAUUAAGAGCGGCAGAAGACAAACUAGCAAGCAGAUUCCUAACGACAGAAGAAAGCUUGUGGACAAGAGUUCUAGAAGUAUCCACGUCUGUUUCGUCAAGCUUCUGCGGACUAUUUCACACGUCAAACUCAGAUUCACCAUGAACACAACAGUUCUGUCCCUUUUCUUCUGUGCUGUUUUAGGACUAACAGCGGCCUACUACAUGGGAGACGCCAGCAACUUCAACGGUUACAGCGAUGAUGAUGACGACGACAUCGAGACAUACUUUCCUAACAAAAGAUCGGCAGCAGAGUUGGCCGGAAGGAACCUGUGCCUGCCCUACAGAGCCCCCUGCACACUAGACAGCGCCCUGUUGAAGAAAUAUCCUUUCUUGAAGUGCUGCAAUGACGUCUCAUGCAGGUGCACCAUCUGGGGCAACAACUGCAGGUGUGAGGCCACCCUCGGCAGAUAAACUUCCGGCAGCUGCUCGUCUCUUACAUAACCAGCUCGUGUUUGGGGCGGAAGUGACGUCACUAAUUCUAUAGUGAUUAUUUAUUUUAUAACAAAUUUAAAGCUAUGUUGACGUAUUCAGAAAAUCAGAGACCAUUUGUAAACUUAGAACAAGCUAAAAUGUAAAGAGAAAUAAAUGAAUAAAUUGCCACAAAAUUAACACGUUUGUUUCUCUCAGUUAAUUUCUCCAUCAACGGAACUUUUAAAACAAAUGCCAUUAACGGGCGAGAAGAAAAGUUUUUGAGCCGCUUUCGUCAGUUUAAAGCUGAUUUAAUGCUCAAAACUAUUUCCAGCUUAUCAAUUCAACCUGAAACACGUUUUUAUAGACUUGAAUUCUUUGAGUUAUUUGGCAUGCUAUUCAAUUGAUUCGUUUUGUUUUGAUCAGGAACAAUAAAGUAGAAAAAAUUACAGCCAGCUUC
Molecule: messenger RNA, 1065 nt
Organism: Physella acuta
Lineage: Eukaryota; Metazoa; Mollusca; Gastropoda; Physidae
Product: U8-agatoxin-Ao1a
Cellular component (GO): extracellular region
Molecular function (GO): ion channel inhibitor activity
Source: RefSeq, a predicted model, not a curated record